Molecule: messenger RNA, 2117 nt
Organism: Glycine soja
Lineage: Eukaryota; Viridiplantae; Streptophyta; Magnoliopsida; Fabales; Fabaceae
Product: cyclic dof factor 3-like
Exons: 2
Coding region: 280-1695 (471 amino acids)
Biological process (GO): regulation of DNA-templated transcription
Molecular function (GO): DNA-binding transcription factor activity; DNA binding
Source: RefSeq, a predicted model, not a curated record
ACUUGUGGCCAAGAAUCGAAACCCCUGGUGACGUGGCACCCUGCUCUGGUUUAAACGGAUCAAAAUCCAACUCGUCGUGCCUCCCAUUGCCAACUUAGAUCAAAACCCAAACCUCAAAAAAAACCGAAACUCACACAAACACAUCUGAAACAGAGGAAGUAACGAACCAGCCAACCUGACACAGCCGCCGCAAUCAUAAACAUAGGCAUAAACAAAAAACCGUUAAUCUCGCGCGUUUUUUUUGUUGUGUCGUGUCCUCCGUUUUGGAUCGCCAGAAAAAUGCAGGAAAAUAAGGAUCCAGCAAUUAAGCUCUUCGGCCAGAAGAUUGCCUUCCCCGGAGAAGCCGAUUCUCAAGCCAUUGCCGGCGGCGAAACCGACUGGCCGCCGGCGAUGGACGUCGACAAGGACGAAGAAGACUUUGGUAUUGGUAACCCAGACAAAGAUGAGAAAGACAAGGAUCCUCGAGCUGAAAAAGUUAGUGAGAAAACGAAAGAAGCUGAUCCUCCUCCAGAUGCUGCAGACUCUAAGACGUCAGAGGGUAUUCAGAACCCAAAUACACCUUCCAUAGACGAAGAAUCUGCAAAGUCAAAAAACGACAAGUCAGAGAACGAUCAACAAGAAAACAACAACAACAAAACACUGAAGAAGCCAGACAAAAUUCUGCCGUGUCCGCGCUGCAACAGCAUGGACACCAAGUUCUGCUACUACAACAACUACAACGUUAACCAACCCCGCUAUUUCUGCAAGGCGUGCCAAAGGUACUGGACCGCUGGCGGCACCAUGCGGAACGUGCCGGUGGGAGCGGGGCGAAGAAAGAACAAGAACUCAGCCUCGCACUACCGCCACAUCACAAUCUCUGAAGCUCUUCAAGCGGCCAGAAUCGAUGCCCCCAACGGAACUCAUCUUUUGAAACAAAAUGGGAGAGUCCUCAGCUUCGGAUUAGACCCUCCAAUUUGUGAUUCCAUGGCAUCAAUCCUUAACCUCACAGCAGAGAAAAAGGGUAGUCUUAACAACAACACAAGAAACGGAUUUCACACAAUUGAGGAUCAGAGAAACAAAGACAACCACAACAAUAACAAUAACAACGGUGAUGACUGCUCAAGUGCAUCUUCAAUUACUGUUUCCAAUGAGGAAAGUGGGAAAAGCACGUCUCAAGAAUCGAUUAUGGUGCCCAACAGCAACGGUUUCAUCCACCAUGUUCCAUGCAUUUCCACUCUCCCUUGGCCUUAUCCUUUUCCCUCAGCAGCACCUGCUAUGUGCCCUCCAGGGUUUCCCAUGUCAUUCUACCCUGCAGCAUUUUGGAACAUUCCAUGGUUUCCCUCACAACACUCACACCAUUCUGCUCCUACUCCAAGGUCUCCCAGUUCCGGUCCUAAUUCUCCAACACUAGGGAAACACUCCCGCGACGACGACGCGGAAAAACAAGACCAUUUGCAAGAAGAAUCACCCUCCAGGCAGAGAAACGGGUCUGUUCUGGUCCCGAAAACAUUGAGAAUUGAUGACCCAAGUGAGGCUGCAAAGAGUUCCAUAUGGGCAACUUUAGGGAUCAAGAAUGAGUGUGUCACUGGUGGUGGCAUGUUCAAGGGAUUCCAAUCAAAGAAAGAUGAGAAAGACCAUGUUGUUGAAGCCUCUCCAGUGUUGAGGGCUAACCCUGCAGCCUUGUCUAGAUCCCUUAACUUUCAUGAGAACUCUUGAAUUAGCAAUAGCAACAAAAACCACCCUUUGUAAGAGACGGUGACCAUCUUUCAGCAAUGGGUGUUUUGGAAUUAGCCUCAUUGAGUUUGCAAUGAAGUGAAGGUUGGUAGUCUCGGAUUUUCCUCUGCAUAGGUAGAGGGAAUGGAAUGAACUAAUCUACUAGGAGGUUUUUUUAGUUGGCGGUGGGAAGUGGGAACUAAUUUUUGUCUUUCUUUCGUGUCACAUUAUAUUUUUUGUUUUUGCUUUUUAUGUGCUUAGUUUGGUGAGUUCUGAGUUGGUGUACAUAUAUAAAUAUGUGAAAAUACUGAUGGAAAAAAGGUCUUUACCAUGUAUAAAAAUCCAGAGGUACUAUAUUUUCUUAUGAAAAUGGAAAAUAUGAGACUUCCUUUGUUUUGUGGAAAAUUCAGUAUAUUUUGUGGAUA